Molecule: messenger RNA, 975 nt
Organism: Auxenochlorella protothecoides
Lineage: Eukaryota; Viridiplantae; Chlorophyta; Trebouxiophyceae; Chlorellales; Chlorellaceae
Exons: 4
Coding region: 1-975 (324 amino acids)
Molecular function (GO): protein binding
Source: RefSeq, a predicted model, not a curated record
AUGCACUUUGAUUUGCGAUUCGCGCCCUGCAAUCCAGUGAUAUCGACCCUGAGCGACUUCAAGGCGCUGACCGAUCUGAGCAUCAACACGCCCAUCGUGGUGUACGCCACUGCCAGCGCCGAUGCAGAGGUGGACCCAGAGCUGGUCAGGGCCGUGCAUGCCUCCAGGGGCUCGGUGCGCCUGGCCCAGCUGGACGCGGGGUCUGCCCAGCUGAGCCGCCUGACCGCCCAGCUCCACAUCACCAACCUGCCUGCCACCCUGCUGCUGUUUGGGGGCAGACUCAUGGACUCCCAGCCGGGGGCCCCCUCCGGCCAGGAGCUGCGGGACUACCUGGCCCAGAUCCAGAAGCUGGCGGACGACGUGGCGCGGCACCGGGCGCAGCAGGCGGAUGCAGCCGCCUCGGGCGGGGGCACUGGGCCGAACGCCACCCCCGCGCAGCUCCUCGAACAGGGGUAUGCAGCCCUGCAGAGCGCCGACGCCGACGUCGAGACUGCUGCCCUCCCCUGGUUCCAACAAGUACUGAUUGAAGGCAGCCCGGCUUCGGAUGCGGAGCGCUGCAAGGCGCUGGCGGGGGCGGCGCAGUGUGCGCUCCUCAGGACGCCCUGCGACGUAGAGGCCGCGGCGGGGCUGGUGGAAGCCGCGCAGCAGGUGCUGCCGGAGGACAAGAGGCCGGGCGAGGUGGCCCAGGCGGCAGCGUUCCUGGACCUCGCCCGGGAGCGGUUGGCCCUGGAGGAGGGCACUGAGGCUUCAGACCCCAAGGGCGCGGAGGCCGCCUUCCGCAUGGCCCACAAGCUGUUGGCAGAGAGGCAGUACGCCGAGGCGUUGGACGCGGGGCUCAAGAGUGUGCGGGCGGAUCGGGGGUGGCAUGAGGAAGCCGGGCGGAAGCUGCUGCUCCGCAUGUUUGAGGCGCUGGGCGCGGGGCACCCUGCGGUCAAGCCCGCCCGCUCCCGCCUCUCCAACAUCUGGUUCUUGUAA